GAGAUGACAGUCUGAGCGAGGGGACCGCUCCCGUCCCGCGCAAACACUCCGUAUCCCGUAGAAGUCAUGGGUGUGACUUAAAAAAAAGAGAGUGGGUGGCGACACAGGCGCGCACGCACAUACACGCUGGUGCAAAGUGUGUGUGGCGGGGGGCUGGUGCUGGUGGUGGUGGUGGCACACACACACACACAGGGAGGAGCAAGUCAGUCCUUCACCGCCCUGAGCGAUGCCUCUGAAAUCUAUCAGUUUUACCUGUGACCUAAAAGGAGAAGUGUUGGUGUGUAGAGAGUGUACAAGACCACCUCAGUGAAGCGUCUUUUUUUUAGAGUUUUAAGAAAUAUAUAUAUAUAUUUUUUUUUUGGAAGUCUGGUGAAGAAAGUCUGGUUUCAAGUUUUUUUUUUUAAUUAUUACUUUUUUUUUGUUCUUCGGGGGGGAGGAGGAGGAGGAGGAGGAGGUGAAGAAGAAGGGUUUUUUGACCCCAUCUACAUCAUCGGCUCAAGACUAUCAACCACCUACCUGUGUAACUCAGGAUAUUACAAAACUUUAGAAUACUGAUCCUCGCUGCUGUUGCUGCUGACGCUGACGCUGCCACUAUCUGUACAAAUUAUAUCCAGUGGUGCGACUUCUGCUGAAUCGCUGCCUGGAACGAGAACUCAAGUCUGACUAGCAGGCUAACCAAGGUACUCAAAGUCUGACUAGCAGGCUAACCAAGGUACUCAAGUUCCUCUCCAUGCCCCAAUGAUUCCAUCCUUCCUGAAAGAACAUAUGAGUGCGGGCAUUCACAAGGGAGCCGAGGAUUCGUUACAAGACCGUACAAAUAUCGCCAACGAGACUUCCCCCCUCCUCCGCAAGCAGCUCUUGCCAUUUUUAACAAGCAAACAGGAUUCGUUGCAUCAUUACAAAGCUGUUUCGUGAGCAGCCAAACAUCUCCAAGCUCUGUGAGAAGUUGUAAUACUCAGUAGCGUAGUUAAUAACCCAUAAUUCCCAAUACGUAACUCGCCUCAUCUGGUACCUGAUGGUCAAGGCCUUGGUGCUGUUGUAACUAAGGAGAAAACAAAAGAAUAGUUCAAGAAGAUUAGAAAAAGAAUAAGUGUGACGUUGUAUUUCUAUAAUACAAUUAUUUUCUAUACUGGCUCCCAUACCAGUCCACAAAGUUCUUUUUUUUGGCCACCACUCGCCACAACCUUAACUACUGUGUGAAGUAUUUCAUCUCACCAAUUUACCCCCAAACAAGCACUUAGCACUAAAGAACGAAGAGGAAACCCAAGCAUGAGGUGAGGGCGGCUCGUGAUCCCUCGAGCGCGCGAAGAGCCGCGAGUUCGGCCGAGAUCGAAGCUAUACAGUCCGGAGUUCGAUAGACGUAAUAGUGAGCUUGGAUGUGAGUGACUUAUAAGAGCUUGAUGGCGCAGUUGUGGGUGUUGAGUGUGGCGGGCCUCGUCAUCUUGUGUUCCCUGGCCUCUGCGGUCACUGCCCAUCAGUUCCUCAGAGAGUCGGCCGAGAGACUGGGCUUCGGGUACCAGGUCUUGCCCCCGACGGAGACGGUGACGGUCAUAGGGGCGAAACUCCUGCUGCCCUGCCAACCCGCCACCACCACUACGGCACCCGCACCCAACGUCACCUGGAUUAAUAAAGGACGUCUAGUUAACGAACCGCGUCGUUACGUCCUCCCAAAUGGCACCUUAGUCAUCCACCAGGUGAUGAUCGAGGACCGGGGCUUGUACCAGUGCGUCCUUCGUCGUGGGUCCCUGGCCGCCAUCUCCUCCCCUCUCACCCUCUCCCUAGCAGAAACCGGUUCAUGGAUGAUUCGACCCAGGAACGCUACGGUGGGGCAGGGCAGCGCCAUCCGACUCACCUGUUACUUCUCUUCCAUUCCUUACGCCAACCUCACCUGGCUCAAAGACAGCCGCCCUCUUCCCCAGCACGCUAGGUACUACCAGCCAACGCCCAUGGUGCUACAGAUCACUAACGUCACCCUUCAGGACGCUGGAAUAUACAGGUGCAAGGCAGUUAACCACCUCCUGAAGAAGGAGUUCGUGAGUCCCGGUGGCCGCCUGGUGGUGGAGUCUGCUGCCACCUCUGCGGCAGGCGGCGAGGGACACACGUGGAGGCCGACGCUGCUGGCGGUGCCAUCGAAAGUGGAGGUGGAAGUUGGACAACGGGCGAUCCUUGAGUGCAUGACGGAUGAUGUCUACCAGCCCCAGCUCCUGUGGUCCAGGAUAGACGAGCGAGCCAUCCGCACCAAGGGAGUGAGGGUGGAGGGCCAAGGCUCCCUGGUGUUCCUGCAGGUUCAGGAUCAGGACGCCGGGGUCUACAACUGCUCCGUCGUCAGCAAGCUGUACCGAAACCCCGUGACCCAGAUGAUCGAGCUUUCCGUGUUGAAGGCCCCGCGGGUCGAGGUGACCGUGUCCACCCGGACCAAAACUAUAACCCUGUCCCAAGCCGUGCGUAACGGGGAGUCCGUGGUGCGGAUAUCCUGCUCCGCUGAGGGCCUGCCCUCUCCGGAAAUCAUCUGGUACAAGGACGGCCUCCCCAUCCCCGUCUCCGGCAGGCACAACUUCGGCAACUCCGUGAUGGAGAAGAACUUCACGAAGGAGCAACUGGUUAUCGCUGACAUCAUGGUCCGAGACACGGGUUUCUACCAGUGUGUAGUGAAGAACAGGGUCGGGGUGGCCUCAGACGGCUUCGUGCUGACCGUCGACACACCUUCCAACAUACCCCAGGCGCCCGUCGACAUCCUGGUGAACGAGACUACAUCUAAGGACAUCCUGGUGGUAUGGAGCCCUCCUCCGCCAGUAGGCCAGACGGCGACCAUGGGCUACAUCGUCCAUUACUUCGAUAUCGACUCCACGGCGCAGGAGAAGCAGCACGUGACCAACAGCACCAGCUUGAAGAUCGAGAAGCUGCGCGCUUACACAAACUAUUCCAUCUAUAUCCGAGCGUUCGUCAUCAUCGAGGACCAGGACGACCCCGUCAUCGGCGUGCCCUCUGAGCCGCUCAUCUGGCGCACCCACGCUGACUUGCCAACGCAGCUGCCUAAUGUAACACUGAAGGCUCUCUCCCCCACCGUACUGCAUGUGAUAUGGAAACCAUUGACUAAGGAGGAGGCCAAUGGCGCCAUCAUCCACCAGAGAGUCCAGUGGCAACAAAAACACGCUCAUUAUCAUGAAAUGGAAGAGGUACCCCCGGAUGUCACCGAUUACGUGAUACGAGACUUGCAGCCCAACACCUUGUACAUGGCUAGGGUUUUGGUGGCCACGGAAGCUGGCUACCCAGAACACAAUGAGCGGCGAGCCUGGGAAGAGAUCAAGAUGCCCAAAAUAGAUCUCAAGCAGCAUGACAAGGACAUCGACCUUCAUCUCUCUGUCUUCAGUGACAAGCCCACAGAAAUCCUAGUGGAAUGGGUCAUGGCUGCGGCACUACGCCGAGAUGUCUUCAUAUACGAGGUAGUCUACAACAACACUCCUUCUCUGAGACACCACAAGCACACGGAGCCGUCCGCCACCUCUCUUCUCAUCAAAAAACUUGAGCCCGGUACGUGUUACAGUGUGAAGAUUGAGCCUCAUUACAAGGACGGGCAGGAGAGGGGUAUUAUCCCGAGUACUGACCGGACUGUCUGCACCCUGCUGCUACCUCCAGCCAUUCCACCACAGCCAAACUACAGUGACAAGAUAGGCAUCAAGAAAGUCAAGGUAAAGGUAUUAAAUUCGACCAGCAUCCUAGUAACGUGGCGGCCCAUGCGUAAAAAAUUGCUGCCUGAUUUUUUCACUGUUGAAGUGGUGAAUCUCGGGCAACAGAAGAGUCCCAAGGCCUCGUCAUUGUCCAUCCAUGCUGACGAAGACCACGACAAGAGUAACCAAGGUGCUGUAGAGACAUACUUUGGUAUUCAAAGCAUCAGUGGUCGGAAUACAAGAGAACAAGAUGUCACUGAUGACAAUAGAAAGAACAGUCGUGAAAAUGAAGAGGAAAGUGAGCUCCCAGACACUCAGGAAUCUGAGUCUGCAGCAGGAGGUACCAGAGAAUGGAAGGAGGAGGGUAUAGUGCACCUUGUUCGGGUCACGGGGCACAGGGUGGUGCUGACCCACCUCCUGCCCCUACACGGCUACCAGAUAACUGUCACUGCUGCCACAGCCUCUCUCUCCAGCGUUCCCUCGACUCCACUCCUUGCUGUCACCAAGGAGGGAGUUCCUAGUGCUCCUGUGAAUGUGUCGUGGAGUGCAGUUACCCCUAAAGACGCUAUCCUGGUCUGGAGUCGGCCGAGUCACAUCAAUGGUCAACUCCUCUACUUCCUGAUCACCUACUCCCACGACCAGCUUGAGUGGAAGAACCACACGGUUGACCAUCGCUUCACUACUACACAGAUUCAGGACCUGGUAUCCAACACUAAUUAUACUCUGCGAAUAGCUGGCGUAACAGGAGGGGGCAUAGGUGACCUCACCACAGUGUUUGUGUACAUCAGGGCCACACUGGAAGGGGAACCACAGAUCUCCACAGAGCCAGUGGUUGUGAUCAGCGUGGUGGCUGUGCUGAUGGCAGCGACAUGUGUGGUGGUGGUGCUCUGUAUAAGGAUGGUGCGCCUCAGACAGAAUUCGGCAGCUGCUGCAUUCCAGGGUAAUGGGACUUGUCGCAUGGUAUACGCGAAUGGGGUGAAGGCCUUAGGCAGGGAUCAUGGCACGGAACUUAAUGAUUACAAGCCUAUGUUAGCCUCCCUGCCGCCUGCCACCCAUAACCAUCACCUUGACACCAAGGGAGGUCCCGGGUUACGCGACGAUGGCAUUGUGACAAGCUAUCUUCUAGAUGCUAACGCUGUUAGGAUAAACGAGGCUGAUGUGCCAAAUGAAAAUGUGGAGCCCCUGCAUGAUGGUGUUGGACCUAAAAAUGUAGUGGACAUUUUAGACUGCAUAGAUGAUGACGACGACGUCUCCAGCAGAUUACUGCAGAAUGUCUCUACAGCAGGGCCUGUAUUUUCUAGUUUAAAGGACCUCGAUCCAAGAUCCUUAUGUGAAUCCACUCAGGUUGAUCCCAACUCUCCAAAAGACUGUGCAGGGGCAGCACCGGCCAUUGUAUCCUAGAACUUGCACUAGCCUUAAUUCACGGGUGAAGGCACGGGUUUACAGAGUAGUUUGGGUCCAAAGGCCCUACCAUAAGAGGAGUGACACUGGCUUUGUCUUAUGAUACAACUAAAAGAUAAAAAUGUCAUGCUUUCUAGUGUAUCAAGGUGUGACCAGAGCCCAGCCUGAGGAUAAGAGUGGAGGUACGGGUUUUGCGGGGUAGUGUGGGCCCUAGCACCCCUACUGCUUGAGAAUCAUUCACUGGCCGGGUGCCACAAGGACAUUGCACGUGUAGGAAGUAGUAUAAGCCUAGAAAUACUAUUAAAAUAAGGACUUAAUUCCACUGACACCACAAAUGGAAAUGCAGAUUUUGAAUUUGACUUAUCCCUAUCUGUGACAGUUUUUUUUGGGCUAAUUGACUGCUGAAUUUUUGUUUAAACAUUAUUGAAACUAUUAAAUGCAGCAAAUCUUUUGUAUAAUUAAACUGUUACAUUUUAGCUGCAAUAUAAUAUGGCCAAUCUGAUGCCCUUUAUUUUCUUAUAUAUUUAUCAGGAAGUUUUAGCAGUCAUAAGACUGGGAUGCAGUUUUUAUUCAAUAUCUUUUGGUUGUAUUUAGCUGGCUUCAUCACCUCAAGUAGAUACGUAUAGUGUUUACAAUUAUUGAUAGUUUUUAUGAAUUAUUUUUAUUGCUAAGAAAAUGUUUAAGGGUCAUUGCUGGACAAAUAGUGUUGUUAUUUUUAUUAGAAGAGUAGCAAACAACAAGAUUUCACUGUAAAGAAGUUUUGAAGUAUAAAACAUGGUAUAAAAAUAAGUUCCUUAAACAUCAAAGUUAUAUGUUAUAUAUUGCUGGUACAGCACUGUAGAAAAGUUCUGUUAAACAAGUGUGUUCUCUGCCUUAUCACCAACUCCUCCUGAUUCAACCACCGUUUACCCCUCUAGGUUACUUUCAUCACUCAAUGUGAAUUAAUAGAAAAAAGUACAAGAAUACAAGUUUUGGAAAAGUAUGAAUAACUCUGGAAUACAUUUUUACAUUAGACUGCUUCAUUCACUUUUUCUCAUUUAUUUACAAUCUUAAAAUGAACUUGACAUGUAAACUCUAGAAUUUUGGGGGGAAUUAUAGUUAUUAUUAUUAGUCAAUAUGACAAGUUUCCAUUAGGUAAUGUGUUGCAGGAAUUCUUGUGUUAGAUGAUGUACUGGGCAGAAUGUGGUGGCCAGAUGCACAGUAACAGAACAUUUUUAGGGUACUGUAAACUCUUGUGGUUUCCUUCUAAACAUAACUAAUGUAAUUAUAACUCUAAUUAGUCAAACAUUUUUCUUAGUGGGUGAUUAAGAGUAUUGAACAGGUACAUAUGUUGACGUACUGCACAAAAAUUAAAGACUCGGUUUCGAUUAUUAUGAGAUAGCAAGGAAAUUAUUAAUGCAUAAUAAUAACUUAAGCAAGAUGUUAUAUUCAGAUAACUUUGGUAUUUUUUUCCUAGUUUUGACCCUUAGACAAAGCAUUUUCUGUAUGUUUUACAGAUAAGUACUACUGUUUUCAUAGACUUAAGUUUCGUAUAAAUUAUUACAUGGUCAAAUUUGUGCUGAAUCUUCAUGUUCAGUUAAGUACGAAUUUAUUAAGUGUUCAUGGAGUAACUCAUCCUUCAACAGUCAUUACACUGUAGAUGAAGUACAGGUAAUGACAUGGCAUAAAAUCAAGGACAUUUUCAGGGUGAAAUGAAAAAAAAAACUGUUUUCAUAAUUCAUAUAUAUAUUGCCUCAUACAAUAGUUAGAAUCUUGUUAAUGUGUAGCCUCCUAGUGUAUAAAGGUGACUCAGGAAAGCCAUGUCAUGAUGGACAUUUAAAUUGUAUUUGAGGUGAUAUGAUUGUUUACAUUUUGUCUGAUUAACAAAAUUUGUGUACUCUAAGAAUAACAUUUGGCCCAUGUGCUGCUGAGGGCCAAGGGUAGCGACGAGUCUACCCUCCUGCCUGCAGCACUCAGCUUCGCAUGAGGUAAUAAUGCCCACUUCAGGUUAGUCCAAUUGAUACUCUGUUUCAACAGCAUUAUGUAUACUACUGUUGAUACUGGGACUAAAAACAACAUUUUGAAAUUGGAGAGCUAUGUAAGGCAGAUUGGAAGGGGGGGGGACAUUGGCAACAUUUACAUACAGAAAUAGCCCUCAUUCCAUCAGAUCCAGUUUUCAAAUGUGAUUGUUUUGAUCACUUGGAAUGGAACAAAAAUUUAUAUACAAAAAUAACAUACCUUUUGUGUAUGCUUGAGCUAUGCUUAACAACUGCCAACAAAGAUUAUAAGCAAGAUAAAUUUUAGUAUCUUGAAUUGCACAGUACGAAUUUGAAACAUGUCACUCACACUGCAUUCUGAUUGGUGAAGAUGUUAGUGUGCAUUAAAAAUAGUUGACUAAAUCUCCUCAGGUUUGUAUCAAACUGUUGAUUAUGUCAGAGUAUGCACAUAAGUCACUGAUUUCAUCAUAGUGCAUGGGUUCAGGCCGUUGAUCUUAUCAUACGACAUUGGUUCAGAACGCUCUUUAGAUCAGCUGGUGUGGGUUCAGACUGUUAAUCGUUUCACCGAGUGUUCAAAAUGCUGAUUCUGUCACAGUGGGUGGGUUCAAACACUUGAAUUUUUGAGUGGGUGGACUUAAACUAUUCAUUCUGCCUCAAUGGAUAGGCUCAAACUCUUGGUUCUUUCACACUGGAUUAUGCUCUUUAAUUUUGUCAUAGUGGGAGGGUUCCAACUCUUAAUUACUGUCAAUGGGAGGACUUUAACUGUUCAUUUUGUUAGUGAUAGGGUUCAUGGUGUUGAGUCUGCUACAGUGGGUUCAGGCGUCUGUCACUAGAUUCAAGUUACUGGUUCUGUCAGUGGGUGGGUUUAAACUGUAGAUUCUGCCACAAUGAAGGUUUUCAGGAUACAGUUGCAUUGGGUAGGUUUAUAUUAAGAAUAUUCAUUUAGGUUAGUUUCUUUUGUACUAGUAUCCAACAUGUUAGUUAUUCGGGGUUGAAGCACUGGGAUAGUUGAGAUGGAACACUGGGAUGGUGUGCUAGGGACGGAAUACUCGGGGAGGUACUCUUGGAAUAGUACACUCAGGACUGGACUCGGGCAAUGGAAUACUCGACACUGUGCUCUUGGGAUGGCACGUUAAGGAUAGUAUACCUGGGAUAGAUUACUUGGGACAGUACACAUACGACAGUUUGUACUUAGGACAGUACACUCGUGUAUAUACGCGGGACAGUUGUACUCAAAAUAGUACUCUCGGGAUAUAUUUGGGACAGUACACUGAUACUCUUUGUAACUAUUCUAGGGGUACAAUCCCAACAAUAUGGGACUUUAGAAAAACUACACUAUGGAUGGUGUACUUAGGUCUACACACACUGGGUUUGUGAAUUCACUCUCUGUAUUGAAUGCUGGGUACUUUAGACAAUGCACUCGGAAUAGUAUUCUCUUGACGAUACACUUGGAACAAUAUAUAUACAGUACUAAUGACACUACUCGAGACAGAGAACUGAGCACUCAGGACACUACACUUAGAAUAAUACCCUCAGGAUGAUACACUUGGAACAAUUCCUUCAGGACCAUACACUUAGGACGAUACACUUGGAACAGAACACACUGAAUGAUACACUUGGAACAAUUCCUUCAGGACAGUACAUUUAGACUGAUACACUUGGAACAAUUUCUUUAGGACCAUACACUUAGGACGAUACACUUGGAACAGAACACACUGAAUGAUACACUUGGAACAAUAUCCUCAUUACAGUACACUUAGAACAAUACUCUCAGGACGAUGCACUUGGAACAAUACCCACAAGACAGAACACUUGAGAUGAUGUACUUGAAACAAUACUCUUUAUGACAGUAUACUUGGAAUGCAAUACUUGAGCCAGCAAAAGUGUGGACAUUAGAAAUAUCAGACUGCACAUGGGGGGAUGGGGGUCGAGCUAUCGGGAUGGUACAUGAUGGAUGGUGCACAUCAGAUGAGACACCUAAAGUGGUACAGUACAUACAAUAGAUAAAGUACACUUGGCAGUACUCACAGUUGGGGGGAGUACAGUACAUGUGGGGGGGGGGGUAGGGCACACACAGUAUAAGGUUGCCACUGAAUGUACCCAUCAUACCUUUAGUAGAAGGGAAUACAUAUGGGAGGGUACUUUGGGCCAUACCAAAAAUAUGGACGGUAUUGUUGAAACAGACUCUUGCUUCGGGAGAGUACACACAUUGAGAAAUUUAAUAAUAAUAAUACUGUAAUUAGUUUUGUCUGGGACAGAAUGCUUGUGUAUAUGUUUAUACUUUAGGCUUGUAUCAAGGUACCCACCAAGAUCGAACUACUGAUCUUUUCCAGAAUGCAGCCACGCAACAGUUGCCUAACUCCUGGGUACAGUACCUAUUUCCUGCUAGGUGAACAGAGGCAUUAGGUGAAAGAAUAUAUGUGCCCAACCAUUGUCCCUCCAGGAAAUCGAACCCGGGAUCCCUGAUUGUGAGUGGAUAACACUAGAGAAAGGUACACUUGGGGAGGUAAACAUUAUAGGGAAGGUACACUUAGGGCAGUAAACACUAGGGAAAGUACACUUGGGGCAGUAAACGCUAGGGAAGGAACACUUAGGGUAGUAAACACUAGGGAAGGUACACUUAGGGCAGUAAACACUAGGGAAGGUACACUUAAGGUAGUAAACACUAGGGAAGGAACACUUGAGGCAGUAAACACUAGGGAAGGUACACUUGGGGCAGUAAACACUAGGGAAGGAACACUUGGGGCAGUAAACACUAGGGAAGGUACACUUGGGGCAGUAAACACUAGGGAAGGUACACUUGCGCAGUAAACACUAGGGAAGGAACACUUGGGGCAGUAAACACUAGGGAAGGUACACUUGGGGCAGUAAACACUAGGGAAGGUACACUUGGGGCAGUAAACACUAGGGAAGGUACACUUGGGGCAGUAAACACUAGGGAAGGAACACUUGGGGCAGUAAACACUAGGGAAGGUACACUUGGGGCAGUAAACACUAGGGAAGGUACACUUGGGGCAGUAAACACUAGGGAAGGUACACUUAGGGCAGUAAACACUAGGGAAGGUACACUUAGGGCAGUAAACACUAGGGAAGGUACACUUGGGGCAGUAAACACUAGGGAAGGUAGAGUAUUGAGAGGGUUUUCACUGGUCAGUGCACAAGGGAUGGGAAACAAAACUAUUGGAUGAACUAUUGACCUGUGGUUAUGACUGUGAUUGUGUAGCCUUUGUAAUACUGUAUAGCUAAACUAAACGUUAAUGUAACAAAAGUUGGACCUAUA
Molecule: messenger RNA, 10325 nt
Organism: Procambarus clarkii (red swamp crayfish)
Lineage: Eukaryota; Metazoa; Arthropoda; Malacostraca; Decapoda; Cambaridae
Source: RefSeq, a predicted model, not a curated record